Molecule: messenger RNA, 4352 nt
Organism: Manihot esculenta (cassava)
Lineage: Eukaryota; Viridiplantae; Streptophyta; Magnoliopsida; Malpighiales; Euphorbiaceae
Product: trichohyalin
Exons: 4
Coding region: 177-4352 (1391 amino acids)
Biological process (GO): clathrin coat disassembly; clathrin-dependent endocytosis
Cellular component (GO): cytoplasm; intracellular membrane-bounded organelle; vesicle
Molecular function (GO): clathrin binding
Source: RefSeq, a predicted model, not a curated record
UCAUUUUUUUGCCUUUUCUUUUUUUAUCUUUGUGGUUGCUCUGUGCCAGACUCUGCAGAGACUCAGCAGAUGAGUGGACUGUAGAGGAUGAGAGAAAAAAGCACACAGCACAGAGCAAAGUAACAAAAGCAGGUAAAGCCACUCACUUCACUGUUCUGCCUAUUUCCUUCGCUUUCAUGGAAAAAUUUCCGCAUUCUCGGCAACCAAACAUGCUUUCCAAAAAGAGCUGCAAUGGCAGCACCACUAAGUCCAUUUACGACGAUGUGUUCGGCGGGCCGCCCAGGUUUGGAACUCCGACACUGUCGCCUCGGGUCGAGGAUUAUCGCGAGAUAUUCGGCGGAUUCCACGCUUCACGCGCAUCCUCGAUUCCCGUGCUCGAUCUCCCAUUGGUCGAUGAGGCGGCCGAGGUUUUCUUCGACGUGCGUAGCUCCGGCUUUGACUACGGGGAGGUCUUUGGAGGGUUCAAUGACCAUGAUUUUGCAGUUUCUUACAAUGAGCUGGCGAUGAAGGAGCAAUCCAACGGUCUUGGUGAUGAUUCCUCAUCUGACGAGGCCUGGGCUCCAGCAGAAGCUGAAAAUCUAUCAGAUGAGUCAAAUAAUUCUGCAAAAGACCAAUGCUUAUUGAAUGGAGAUUCAUACGACUCACCUGAUGGCAACAUGGGGUUCAACUUAUCUUGUAAUAAAGUUAGUCAAAGUAGCAACGGAAAUUUGUCAAACGGGAUUACACAUAUGACUGAGCUUCAUUCUGUUUCUGGAUAUACUUUUGUGGUUGAUAAAACCUCUUCCUUGCCAAAUACAGACUAUGAAUACCACCAUAUGCAGGCAAGCAAUGAUGACCAUCUCAAUAUUCACUAUAGUGGGGAAAUGUUGAGUAGAAGGCAUCUCAGGAAAGUCAUGUCUCACCCGGCUAAUGGUACUAAUACUGAUGUACUGUUCUUUGGAAAUGAUGUUAGACCUCACAGGGAGUUUGUCAGGAACGGCUCUCUUCCUAAUGAGAUGUUUGUAACCAUUUCUGAUGUCAGCCUUAGAACUCACCCCUCUCAUUUGCCGCCACCAUCUAGACCACCACCUGCACUAGAUGUUUUCAGGACAGGUUCUGGAAAAACAACAACUAACUAUAGAAGUGUUGCCUCUGAAGGGACUGCUGGUGAUAGUUCACCUCCUUACUUUGAUGUAGAGGUAGAUGCAAGUUCACCUGCUGCAGCCUCUGCUGCUGCUAUGAAAGAGGCAAUGGAUAAAGCUCAAGCAAAGCUCAAAAGUGCAAAAGAAACAAUGGAGAGGAAGAGGGAUGGUUUUCAAAACCGUGUGAAAUCAGGUUCAAAGACUGACAGAAAAGACAAGGAAGAAAAGUUGACUAAUAUUUUUAAUGGCUCUUGUAGCAGAAAGGAUGAGAAAGGACAGGGCAUUAUUAAAAAAGAACAAAGUGGAAUGGAAUUUUCUAUCUUGGAGGACAUGCAAAAGGUUAAAAAGACAAUGCAGCCGAUCUCAGAUUCACUAGGAGGGAAAAAAUAUAAUAUGGCCAAAAAAUCUGCAGAGGAUAAUCAUGGAGCAGAAUCCUCAUCAUCUCAGGGAUCUGAUGGUGAUGGUGAUGGUGAAUGGAAUGAAGCUACUCAAUGUUUUGAAUUGUUAACCAAUAACUCUAGAAAGGCCUUUGACCAGGAAAACGAUGAAAAUGUUCUGGUGAAUAAUUCUACUUUUCAUGAGCAUGGAAAGAAUGAAAAAGAGGGAGCUAUGGAAGCAUUGCAGCAGCCCCAGAGAAAUGACAAGAAAGUGAAAGCAGUUAGAACAGAUCAUGGACUGGUGGAUUAUAAGAAGAAACUUGAAGAAUCAAAGGAAGCUUUUGAAUGGGACAAAAGCCGUGGGAGAUCAGAAGUGGUUAACGGGCAGAAAGGACUUCAUAAGAAGGUACAAGGGGCUCAAGAGGCUUUUAAACAGGAAGGGAAUGAGAAGAAAUUUAACAUGGACUUGAAUCCUGUAGAAACUGAAAAGCAACAACCUAGAGCUGAUGACUUACAGGAACAUGAGAACUAUGUACAGGUUCAACGGAUAGAAAGUAAGAUUGCAGUUAGGCAGACUAUGAAGCACAAGGAGAAAGGAUCAAAGCUAAAAGAGGAUACUAAAAGUAUGGAGAAUGUGAAAAAAUUCACUUGCGAAAAGGAUGGCAGUGAAAGGAGAGAAAGAAAGGCUUUUAAGCUUGAAGAAAAUGAGAAAAAGCUUAAUGCACCCGUUGAACAAGCAGAUAAUGGGAGAAGGCUAAAUAAGGAACUUGAGGAAGAAAAAGAGAAUAUGAUAGAAGCAGUUCAUGAGCUGGAAGAAAAUGAGAAGAUACAGGGGGAGCCUUAUGAAAGAGAAGAAAAGGAGAAGAGACUAAGAGACACUCUUAGGCAGGAAGAAAAAGGGAGGAGACUGAAAGAGGGCCUUGAUCUGGAAGAGAAGGAGAGGAAAUGGAAAGAAACUCAUGAGAAGGAGAGACUGAGAAGACAAAGAAAGGCUGUUGAAUGGGAAGAGAAUGAGAAAAGACAAAGAGAGGUUCAUGAAAGAGAAGAAAAUGAGAAGAGAUUAAGAGAGGCUCAGGAAAAGGAAAAGAGUGAGAGGAAACUGAAAGAGAAUGUUGAGAAGGAAGAGAGGCAGAGAAGGCUGAGAGAGGCUGUUGAAUGGGAAGAGAAUGUGAAGAGGGAAAGAGAAGAAAAUGAGAAGAGACUGAAAGAGAUUCUUGAGGAAGAGAAUGAGGGGAGAGUAAAAGCAGCUGUUGAAUGUGAAGAGAGUGAGAGGAGACAAAGAAAGGCUCAUGAAAGAAAAGAAACUAAGAAGAGAGAGGCUCAAGAAAAAGAGGAAAAUGAGAAGAGAUGCAAGGAGACUUCUGAAAAAGAAGAAAUUGAACAAGAGGCUUCUGAAAGAGAAGAUGGAAAGAGACUAGAAGAGGUAUGUGAGAAACAAGAAUGCACAACUUCAAGAUGUGCCCACAAAGCAGAAGGAAGUGAAGCAGCAUUAAAAGAGGUCUGUUGGGCAGAAGAGAUUGGGACCUCAUCUCAAUCUGCACACAAGUGGGACGAGACAGAGGCAAAACAUACAAGUCUUGGAGAGAGUGAAAAGCAAAAAGCAUUAAAAAUGGUGGAGGAUCACAGUAUAUUGAAUCAGGCAUGUAAGCUGGAUGAUAUUCUGAGUGUUGCAUCUACUCAAUUAGCUGGCGAAAAUGAGGGGAACAGCAAAAAACUGGAAGUAACUAAGGAGAUUGCUAAUGAAGAAACUAGCAAGACAAUGAAUGAACUGAGAAAUGGUGAGCAGGAAGUAGCAUCUGGCAUAGCCCAACCCAACUUAGAACAUGAAAAGAGCCACUUUCUAAUGGAAGAUGCAACUGACAUUGAAUGGAAGACCAUUGGAAAAAUUAGGAGUGAGGAAGACCACUGGAAAAACUUUGGAGUGGACCCAGAUAUUGGAAAUCAAGGAAAGAAUUUUCCUUGUGAUAAGAACGAGGGAAGAAAGAACAUUGAGCAAUACCAAGCUUCCUUAAAUCCAGAAAUCAACAAGGUCAAUAUCAAGUCAGCUAGAGCUGUGCAAGAAUCAGUUGAUACUGGAAGGAAAACGGAAGGAUCUCAGCCAGCUAUACUGGAAGUAAAACGAAGCACUUGCAGAACAGCUCAACAGGUUCAUGCAACUCGGAGCAAUGAAAGAAAAGUAAAUAAUUCUCAUGAGACUAUUUUAUCGGAAGAUAAAGAUGCUGAAAGAAUGAAGAGAGAAAGAGAGCUGGAAAAGGAGCAUCUUAGAAAGAUGGAAGAAGAGAGGGAAAGGGAAAGAGAGAAGGAUAGGAUGGCUGUUGACAGAGCAACACUUGAUACUCGUGAAGGGGCAAAUGCUGAAGCCCAUGAGAGGGCAGACCGGGCUGCUAUGGAAAGAGCAACUGCUGAAGCUCGACAAAGAGCACUGAAUGAGGCCCGUGAAAGAUUAGAGAAGGCAUGUGCGGAGGCUAGGGAAAAAUCCUUAUCCAAUAAGGCAUCUAUGGAGGCCAGAUUCCAGGCAGAAGGUGCUGCAAUAGAGAGAGCAACUGCAGAGGCACGAGAGCGUGCUUUUGAAAAAGCAAUGGCUGACAGGGCUGCUUUUGAGGCAGGAGAAAGAGUAGAUAUAUCUGUGUCAGAUAAAUUUUCUGCUUCUUCCAGGAAUAAUGGAAUGAGAGCAAGCACCUCAUCCUCUGAUCUGCAUGAUCUUCAAUCCCGAGGCUCAGGCUCAUUUAGCAGUUCAAGAUAUCAAUCUUCCUCCGUUUAUAGUGAAGGAUUUGAAGGAGUUGAAGGUGAGUCGGCUCAGAGGUAUAAAGCUAGAUUAGAGAGACAUCGAAGAACAGCUGAACGUGCGGUAUGA